This is a messenger RNA of Impatiens glandulifera, 5611 nucleotides long. RefSeq names its product kinesin-like protein KIN-12D. The transcript has 21 exons. Gene Ontology annotation, molecular function: microtubule motor activity; microtubule binding; ATP binding. The record is from RefSeq and is a predicted model, not a curated record. Gene Ontology annotation, biological process: microtubule-based movement. Lineage: Eukaryota; Viridiplantae; Streptophyta; Magnoliopsida; Ericales; Balsaminaceae. Bases 294 to 5441 code for a protein of 1715 amino acids.
CAAAAUUCCAGUUUCAUUUUCCAGUUCUUAUCUCAGCCGUCCAUUCAAGCUUAUAAACCCCUGUAAUGCCAUAAUAUCGCGCUUUUGAAAUCGAAUAAAUCUCACAAAGAGGGAAAAGUGAGCUUGAUAAUCUGUUCUAGUUUGAUCGAAAUCUCAUGCAAAUGUAUCUGAAUCGUGAAUCUCAUCAGAUUGCUUAACCAGAUCACAGCAUUUCAUCCGGUCAUUUCGAUUUCUCAUCUCCAAGGUACUUACUUUCACUCCGAUUCCAAACCUAGCAUUUCAUUUCACCCAGGAUGAUUCGGGAUUCCAAAUUCCUUCGCCGAAAUUCAAAAUGUUUGGAUUCAGAUGAGGUCGAAAACAUACCAGCAAAUCCAGGGGAUUUGCUGGGUUCUCAGACCUGUGUCGAUCUAACUAGACCUCCCUUAAAUACGAUUCAUGAACUAAUCCCGACCAGAGCUGUUUCCAAGCAAGAACAUGGUGUUAAGAUGUCAAAAGUUGAUAGAACUCCCACCAAAAUGAAGAAGAAAGCUUCCGAUCCUCUUCAAACACACGAAAAUCAACACUUGGCUACUAAAAAUCGUUUUGCCGAGGUUUGUGAGGAAAACCGGGUUGAUUCAGCUAAGUGUGACAGUCAAUCAAGCCGAGGGACUGGUAAUGGUGCCAUUUUAGCUCCUAUAACUACUCCUAGGUCAACUAAGGUAGCUGGAAGGCCUAGUUCGGGAUAUUCAGAAUGUAGUUCUACCAAGAGCACUCCAACUAAGAUUGUUAGUAAGCCUCCAAAUCCUGGUCUGAUGAAUGUUUCCCGUCCACCAGUAAAUGGAGGUUCUAGAAUAGGGAGUUAUGCUGCAUUAUCGAAAGGGAUUCCAGUUUCGUGUGUUCCCUCUACUGUUGUUAAUGCAGUUGAUGUGCCUCAUUUUGAUCUUAAUGAAGACUUAUCUUUCUGGAUGGAGCAUAAUGCACAGGUUUUGAUACGUGUUCGACCUCUGAAUAAUAUGGAGAGGAGUACUUGUGGUUACAAUAGGUGUCUGAAGCAAGAGAGUGCACAAUCCAUCACAUGGGUUGGUCAGCCAGAAACUCUGUUUACAUUUGAUCAUGUAGCCUGUGAAUCAAUUGACCAGGAAACACUUUUUAAAAUGGCAGGUCUACCAAUGGUGGAGAACUGCUUAUCUGGAUACAAUAGCUGCAUGUUUGCCUAUGGGCAGACUGGAAGUGGUAAGACACACACAAUGCUGGGAGAGAUUGAGGAAUUGCAAGUCAAGCCCUCUCCUAACCGUGGAAUGACUCCAAGAAUAUUCGAGUUCUUAUUUGCCAGAAUACAAGCUGAAGAAGAAAGCAGAAGAGAUGAGAAAUUGAAAUACAAAUGCAAGUGCUCUUUCUUAGAGAUAUAUAAUGAACAAAUAACUGAUUUGCUUGAUCCUUCAUCUACAAAUCUAUCAAUAAGGGAAGAUAUCAAGAAAGGCGUCUAUGUUGAAAAUCUUUCAGAGUUUGAAGUUCAAACUGUUGGCGACAUUCUCACUCUUUUGAGCCAGGGUUCUUCCAAUAGACGAGUCGCUGCUACAAAUAUGAACAGAGAGAGCAGUCGUUCACACAGUGUUUUUACAUGCGUGAUUGAGAGUAGAUGGGAAAAAGAUGCAAUUUGCAACCUAAGAUUUGCACGACUAAAUCUUGUCGAUCUUGCUGGCUCUGAAAGGCAGAAAAGUUCUGGUGCUGAAGGUGAACGUCUAAAGGAGGCAGCAAACAUCAAUAAAUCAUUGUCCACAUUAGGUCACGUGAUAAUGGUUCUAGUAGAUGUAGCAAAUGGAAAGCCGAGGCAUAUUCCUUACAGGGAUUCAAAGCUGACUUUUCUUCUUCAGGACUCACUUGGUGGAAACUCGAAGACGAUGAUAAUUGCUAAUGUGAGCCCUUCCAUGGGCUGCGUUGCUGAAACUCUUAACACUUUAAAGUUUGCUCAAAGAGCAAAACUCAUUCAGAAUAAUGCAAUUGUCAAUGAAGAUUCUUCUGAAGAUAUCAUUGCGCUGCAACACCAGAUAAGAAAUCUUAAAGAAGAGCUUUCUUUCCUCAGACGCAAGCAUGUUUCCAGGUCUAUAUCUUUUGGGCUGGGUGAUAGGCUAAAGUACCUUGAAAAUGAUUGCGAAGAUAAAGAAAAUGAAAUGGAACAGCAGCAUUUUAACUCUUCUGGAUCUGAGUCCAAGGACGUUAUUAGGAUGUCUUCUUCUAAUCAGAUUAAAUCACUGGAGACAACUCUUGCUGGCGUGUUGAGAAGAGAACAAAUUGCAGAUAGUACUAUUAAGCAACUUGAAGCUGAAAUUGAACAACUGAAUCUCUUGGUUUAUCAGAAAGAGGACGACACCAGGUGCACAAAAAUGAUGCUGAAAUUUCGGGAGGAAAAAAUCCAGAGGUUGGAGUCGCUUGUUGGUGGUCUAAUUACUCCAGAUACAUAUUUACUUAAAGAGAAUAAUUUACUAUCUGAAGAGAUUCAGCUGCUUAAAGAUAAACUUGAUAGAGAUCCAGAAAAUGUCAGGAUUUUAGAACAACCUAGAAGAGUUCAAGAUCUCUAUGAAGGGGAGAGGAAUGUUCUGCUAUCUGAGGUAUCUCAACUAGGUGAACAGUUAAACAAAGCUCUCAAAGACCUGGAAGACUGCAGAAACAACUUAUCCUUAUCCGUAGAGAAUAAAGCCAGGGUCCAAAAUGAAGUUAAUGUGUUGUGUGCUUCACUUGAUUGCAGUACUGAAGUCACAAAGGAGCUGAUAAUUGAAGCUAAGGGUCAAUCACUUCAAGGAGAUGGAAAAGAUAAUGGAAUGAUGAGUCACGGAACUUGUGCUCAUCACAUAGAAGACUUAGUGAACUUGCAAUUAGAGAUUGAUAUUCUAAAGAUUAUUCUUACAGAAGAAAGGUCAUCUCAUGCAGAAAUGGAGGAAAAAGAAAGGUUCUUUUGUAGGGAUCUAGAGUUGGUAAACGGAAAGCUUUUAUUGAUGACUAAAGAAUAUGAAAAUGUUAAAGCAGAACUUAAGGAAGCAACAACCGUUAUUGAAUCCCUGGAGUCCCAACAAUUUCUCUCAAUCCAUGAAAUUGAUGAUCUUAGGAAUACAAACAACCAGUAUGCAGUGCUUUUAAAAGAGAAUGAGCUUGAAAUCUCUUCACUGAAGGAACAAAUAUCAUGUAAUAAUGUAAGAGACCCCCAUUUAGAAGAAAAACUCAAGAAGAUGCAAGAGUCUCUUGAAAAGGCCAAGAGAAUGAAUAUAUGGUACCAAAAAGCUCGUUCAUUUCAGUCAUGUAAUGAAGAAGAAAUAGAUGAGGUUUGUAGACAAGCUGAAGCUGAAACUGCUGAGGUGAUAGUCUGUUUGCAAGAUGAAGUCAACAUUCUUGAGGAGCAAGUUCACCUCAGUAAUCAAAAGGAGACCGAGUCCAAAGAUAAGUUACUGCAUAUGCAAGCUGAUCUGGAGGAACUACAGGGAAAAUCAUUUCUUAUGGCCCAAGAGCUACAACAAAAGGAUGAAGAAUUAAGAUCUUUAUCUAAAACCUGGGAGUUAUUUAUCAAAGAGAUUGAAACUAAUCUUGUUGAAGGGCACAAGGUGCUAGAUGAUGCUUCACGCCAGUUUGACUUCACUUCAAGUUCAUUAAUACAGAGGAGAUCCUGGAUAUUUGAACAAGUGAUGAAUAUCCAAUAUAUGGUAGCUGAAAGAGAUUUACUGAUUCAAAAACUCAAUUCUUGUUUAUAUGAUGCCGAUGAGAAAAGAGGUGAGAUUGAAAAUAUGUUGAGGUCUUUGAGAGGGGCAGUACUGGUAAUAACUGAAGCACAUCAACAAGAAUGCAUUGCAAAGGAGAAUGAAAUCAUGUUUCUGAAGUCUGAACUAAGCUCAAAAGUAUCUACAAUCGCACUACUGGAGAAUAAGUUCAUGCAAAAGGAAGAACAACUACAAAAAGCAUCAACAUGUGCCACUGCUGCUUUUGUGGUAGUGAAUCGGCUGUCUGAGGUGAACUCCUUAUACGUGGAUAAAUUAAAUUUGAAUGAGGGAUCUCUUCAUAAUCAGGAUGUUGAAGUAAGGGAUCUAAGAUUGCAGCUUUCUGUGGAGAAAGAAAAUACUUGCAUAAUGGAACAGAAACUGGAAGACACUAAAAAACAGGGCAUUUUGAAAAUGGGUGAGAAAGUUUCUGAAGUACUAAACAGUGUUUCAGAACUCAGGUCAUGCAUCGAUAUUUCAAGAAAGAGUGCUGAAGAUCAAGAUGAUGACAUCAUCAUCAGCAAAUCACAGCAAGCUAGGUCGUUGCAGGAAGAUAAACCAAUGAAACUGAAAUCUGAUAUUGGUAGCUAUGGAGAUCCUACUAUUGUUCUUUUGAGAAAUGAAUUGGAAUCUGCUCUUGGAAGCUUGGAUGAGGUGGAAGUUGAGAUAAGAAAGCUGUGUCUUGAGAAAGACGAGAUUCGGAUAUCUGAAAAUCAGUGUAGGGAGAAGAUGAAAUCUCUUAUUUCCCAAUUACUUUCCUUUGAGGCAAUCGUGAAUAACUUUGAGAAGCAAACUGGACAAAAAAUUGCAUCUUUGGAUCACAAGUUAAAGGAAAUUCAGGAACUUGUGCAAGAAGCUAGCUGUUGUUGGUUCCCUGAAGAAAGAGAGUCGCUUAGGUUCAAACACGGGAAUGCAAAGAAAUCGACACAACAGAUAAGUGACGAGCCUUAUUGUUCCCUUUCAAAAUUCAAAGAGGCUCAUAUUACUAUGAUGGAGGCAGACAUGGUGAUAAACGGGCUAAUGAUAGCAAAUGAAACUAUGAAGCUCGAAGUCAAGGAGCUGAAGAAGAUCGAGAUCACAUUGACCAAAGACAAGAAUUCCCUUGUAGAACAUUACAAAUCCCUUGAGGAAAAAUACGCUUCAGAUAUGAAAGAUUUGAAAAAGGUGGUUAUGGAUUUGAGCGAGAUCAUAUCCUCUACUGUGAAUCCUUUCAAGGAGGAGGAUUAUGAUGUUCAAAUAAUUAAAUCUCAAGUUAAAGCAUCAAUAAAGCUGAUGCACACAUGGAUUGAAGAUGUUUGGUCAGAGGUUAUUUUAAGAGAUUGUGCCAUUUCUGUACUACACUUAUGUCAUAUGGGUAUAAUGCUGGAAACAGUAACCGGUUUGAAUGCAGAGAAUGAUCUGCUUAAAAUCGGGCUUUGUGAAUCGAACACUGUGGUAUCUGAACUGAGGAAUCACAAUUCAAAAUCGAGAAAGGAACUUGAGAUGUGCAGGGCUUUGAAGGGGAAGAUAUUGGCUGGUAUUAAGGAUGGUUUUGAUCGAAUAACUAAGAAGGGAGGUGAAGCUAAUAGUGAAGUGAAAUUGAAGUUGGACAGUUUCGAGAAGAAAAUAUUUGAUUUACAGCUUCAGGAGGAGUUGAUGUUGAAUAGAUUUAAACAAAUGGGAUCUGAACUCACCAUUCUAAUAAAAGAGAUGGAUUUUAAUUCUGAUGAGAUGGAAUGACUUUGAGCCCGAUAACAUAUGAGAAUCGAACUAACUUCGAAUAAGAGACUUGCUUGAUCUCGAUAGAUGACUUAAGUAGGCCAGAGUUUUUCGUGUUUGGAAGGAAAUGUACAAAAUCUUUCCGGAUUUGUAUAGUUGGUUUUAUUUAUUUAUAUGCUUAACUUUAUUAU